Molecule: messenger RNA, 2333 nt
Organism: Coregonus clupeaformis (lake whitefish)
Lineage: Eukaryota; Metazoa; Chordata; Actinopteri; Salmoniformes; Salmonidae
Product: TBC1 domain family member 14-like
Exons: 14
Coding region: 177-2318 (713 amino acids)
Source: RefSeq, a predicted model, not a curated record
AUUAGAUUGUCCUCUAGUCGGUAAGUUUAUUUUAAAAUGGCGGCGGAAGCACCGAGACAGCUUCGCUGAGAGCGGAGGUGAGGGUGGGUUGCAGCAGUGCAUCAUCAUCAUCAUCAUGGACCGCCCGAGGAGCCAACAGCAACCUGAGGUGUCGACAGCCCACCUGUAGCAUUAACAUGGCACAUUCCACGGAGGGGAUCAAAGACCGGAGAGGAAGCGAAAGUGGUGCGGCUGGAGGUACCAUAAUGGCGAAUGGCACGGUCAGCUCAGACAACCAUAACCACCACCAUGAGCACAGCAAGCCCCCCCUCAUUCAGCACUCCCUGCACUAUGGCAACCCCCAGCAGGGCCACGAUGACCAGGACCGACACAGCCUAGCCUCCCAGGACUCUGGCAUCCCCACCCUGGAGAUCAACCACCCCGAGCACAUCCACGCCCAACCGCGCACAGGAGAGAGUGGCCUUACCCUGGGGUCGAACCACCACGACCAGGGCCCUGCUACCCUCUCUCUGGACCAGUCUGGAGACAGCGCAGGCCUCCGCAAGUCCUCCACCUUCCCUUCGGUGCGCCUCUUCAGCCCAGCCCCAAGGUCCGGCGCUGGCGGUGUGGGACUCAUCACCACGGGGAUGGGCGGUGUAGGAGGGGGAACCCUGAACCGCAGUGACGACAUUUCGGUGAGCAGCGUGUCGAGCUUGAGCACGGAGCUCUCGGCCACGCUGUCGGCGUCCAACGAGGACAUCCCGGACUUCAUGGUCACCUCCGACUCCAGCGCCAUCGUCACCCUGGAGACGGACGAGGGCGACGCCGCCCAAUUCUCGGACGUCACUCUGUCGUCGUCACCGGGCGGUGACAUCGGAGGGGAUCUGUGGAGCCCACGGCGGAGACACCUGGGGCCGGGGGCAGAGGAGGGCAGGCCCAAGAGGCUGGGGCCGCUGGCUAGCUUCUUCAACAGGAGUCUGUUUACUAAGAAAGUGAAGGACACUGUGCCAGUGGAGCAGAAGGGCCCGGGCUGGAGGCUGUUUGGUACGGUCCCCCAUAAAGAUCGCUCAGUGAAGGACCCCCAGAAAAUACAAAAGGAAUAUGAAACUAAAAGUAGCAGAGCUGGACCUGGUCACAGUCCCCCGUCUCCUAGACAGAGUGUCAGGAAGAACCUGGACUUUGAGCCCCACUCCACCACAGCACUUAUACUGGAGGACCGUCCUGCUAAUCUGCCAGCCAAGCCUGCGGAGGAGGCCCAGAAACACAGACAACAGUAUGAGGAGAUGGUGGCCCAGGCCAAGAAAAGAGAGCUCAAGGAGGCCCAGAAGAGGAGGAAGCAGCUGGAGGACAGGUGUAGGGUGGAGGAUGGCAUCGGCAACGCCGCCCAGACCUGGAACCAGGAGAUUCUGCCCAACUGGAGCACCAUGUGUACCUCUCGGCGGGUCAGGGAGCUCUGGUGGCAGGGCGUGCCCCCUAGCGUAAGGGGCAAGGUCUGGAGCCUGGCGGUGGGCAACGAGCUCAACAUCACUCACGAGCUGUAUAACAUCUGUCUGGCCAGGGCCAGGGACAAGUGGAAGUCUAUGCCUACAACACCACCCACAGAACCAGUGACUGAAGAUGCAGGUUCGUCUCUGGCAGACAGAGAGGCCAGUCUGGAGCUCAUCAAGCUGGACAUCUCCAGAACCUUCCCCCAUCUCUGUAUCUUCCAACAGGGAGGUCCGUACUACGACGUUCUGCACAGCGUUCUGGGAGCAUACACCUGCUAUAGGCCAGACGUGGGCUACGUGCAGGGUAUGUCGUUCAUCGCGGCGGUGCUGAUCCUCAACCUGGACACGGCAGACGCCUUCAUAGCUUUCGCCAACCUGCUGAACAAGCCCUGUCAGAUGGCCUUCUUCAGAGUGGACCACAGCCUUAUGUUGACGUACUUUGCGGCUUUUGAAGUGUUCUUUGAAGAAAACCUACCUAAGCUGUUUGCACAUUUCAAGGAAAACAACUUAACCCCCGAUAUUUAUUUAAUCGACUGGAUCUUCACCCUGUACAGUAAGUCACUGCCGUUGGACCUGGCAUGUCGGGUGUGGGAUGUGUUCUGUCGUGACGGAGACGAGUUCCUAUUCCGGGUGGCCCUUGGCAUCCUGCGCCUGUACGAGGACGUGUUGACCCGCAUGGACUUCAUCCACAACGCCCAGUUCCUCACCCGCCUGCCCGACCACAUCCCCCCCGAUCAGCUCUUCUCGCACAUCCACGGCGUCCACAUGACCAGCAAGAACAGGAAAUGGGCACAGGUUCUUCAGGCCUUACAGAAGGAGCAGGAGUGGAUCAGUCCAGUCCUAAAGCGCUGAGUCCAACGGUCAUCC